UAGAAAGCUAUUGUAAAAAGGCCAUUGUGCGCUUGUUUGCUGCCACGGUAACACUCUCAUGGUGCCAGCAGGAGACGAGCAAAGCACUGUCGCCUGCAGCUGAAUCUGACAAAAGCUUGCCCUGACCGAGUCAGGAAAAGAGACAACACGAACAAAUGAGAAUCUAAUAAGUUUGACAGUCCACAAGUGUCUCUUCUUUUUAAUGUGUGUUAUCUAGAAGCCAUGUUUUCCCCCUGAGUUAUUCUUAUUGCACCUGUGGUUUAUGCUACAAGAUGCAGCUCUGGAUAUAAAGCCAGCACAGAAGCUUUUAUAAAACAAUAAUUGACAGCUAGCUCCGUGUAUAACUGGGCUGAGGCCACCAGGGAUGGAGUGAGAAAGUCCAGGCCGCUGUGUUUCCAGGGACGGACCCUCUGUGGUUUGUUUAGGAUGCUCAUCCAACAACUGCUGAGCCCUGCCAAGCAUACAGCCCAUAAGACAAACACAAGAAGCCAGUAGGAUGAGUCACAUUGGUCGCGGUUACACAGUCCGUGUCUGAGGAAGAGUUUGGUCCAGUGUCUGGCAGAAGUUUUUUUUUCGAUUAUUUGAUCAUCUUCUAUUAUUUAAUUUUUUUUAAGUUUACUUUGUGCAGUAGAGGGUUGAGCCAAGCUGUGUGGGUGGAUACAGCGAUACAUGGCGUCCGGAGUGUACUGUUAUGCAACAAUGCUAGUUGGCCAGCGUUAGCUCCCAGCCGCCAUGACAGAGUCGUCAGAGGUGCAGAAGAAGUGGCUGGCGGUCAGGGGCCGCCUGGGCUCCUCCCAGGACUCAGACCCCCCGCCCGAGGCCAACCUGGAGAGCGCCGACCCGGAGCUGUGCAUCCGGCUGCUGCAGGUGCCCACCGUGGUCAACUACUCUGGGCUGAGGCGCCGGCUGGAGGGCAGCGACCAGGCGUGGAUGGUGCAGUUCCUGGAGCUCAGCGGCCUCGACCUGCUGCUGGAGGCCCUGGACCGGCUGUCGGGGCGGGGCUGCUCGCGCAUCGCCGACGCCCUCCUGCAGCUCACCUGCGUCAGCUGCGUGCGGGCGGUGAUGAACUCCUCGGCGGGGAUCCACUUCAUCGUGGAGAACGAGGGCUACAUACGCAAGCUGUCCCAAGCGCUGGACACGUCCAACAUCAUGGUGAAGAAGCAGGUGUUUGAGCUACUUGCCGCCCUCAGUAUGUUCUCCUCAGAUGGAUACCGCCUGGCGUUGGACGCCCUCGACCACUACAAGGGUGUGAAGACCCAGCAGUAUCGGCUCAGUGUCAUCAUGAACGAACUGCUGGCCACAGACAACGUGCCCUACAUGGUGACCUUGCUCAGCGUCAUCAACGCCACCAUCUUCGGGGCGGAGGACCUCAGACAGCGAGAUAAGAUGAGGAAGGAGUUUAUCGGGCUACAGUUGCUAGAUUUACUACCUAAAUUGAGGGACGAGGAGGACGAAGACUUGACCAUUCAAUGUGAAGCGUUCGAGGAGGCCAUGGCGGAGGAUGAGGAGGAGAUGCUCCGCGUGUACGGCGGCAUAGACAUGAACAGUCACAUGGAGGUCUUUACCACCCUCUUCAACAAGGUAAGCAGCUCCCCAGCAUCGCUCCAACUCCUGUCCAUCCUCCAGACCUUGUUGCUGCUGGAGCCUGAGAGAUGUGAUCUCUGGCAGGCCUUGGAGAGCCUCACCAACAGAGCCAUUCUGCUGGCCCAAGACUCUCAGAUGGAGUCGUGUGAGAAGAUCAUGCGGCGGCUGGUGUUCUCUAAGGGCAGGAGCAGCGUGGGUCAUAAUGAGGUGGACAGCCCGCCUGUCCGGAAGGUGGACAAGGCUGUCCAGACCCACGUGGCCGACGGCGACGAAGCAAGUCUCCCUAAAAGACCUACAACUGCCCAGUUGCCCCCUUGCUUCGCAACACCACCACCACCACCACCACCACCACCUCUGCCCCCAUUUAUGGGAGGCGCUGUGCCCCCUGGCGCAAACCAGGGCCCCCCUCAACUUACGAAUCCUCCUCCACCCCCCCCUCCUCCUCCACCUCCUCCUCCUCCACUGCCAGGUAUGAUGGCUGGACCCCCGCCUCCUCCACCCUUACCAGGCUUCACCGGCCCCGGUGCACCUCCUCCACCACCUCCUCCUCCCCCUCCUCUACCAGGAGGUGGCAUCGGUCCACCCCCACCACCACCACCACCGGCCCUACCCGGCAUGCCCCCCCCGCCGCCCCCACCCCCCGGCGGGAUCGUGGCUACCUGCAUCCUGAACCUGGGAGCGUCCGCUGCCCCCUCAUCCAAGGGGGGCCGCUUCCCCACCCUGAGGAUGAAGAAGCUCAACUGGCAGAAGCUCCGCACCGUCACUGAUGGUCAGUCGAUGUGGGCGUCGGCGCAGACGGACGAUGCUCCUCGCGAGCCGGACUACAGCAGUAUCGAGCAGCUGUUCUGUCUCCCGGUGGCCGAGCACAAAGACAAGGGGACAGCUGCUCCUGUCAAGAAGGAGCCUAAAGAGGUUACCUUCAUUGAUCCAAAGAAAAACCUGAAUCUGAACAUUUUCCUCAAGCAGUUCAAAUGCUCCAAUGAGGACUUUGCACUCCUGAUUGAGAAGGGCGACCGGACCAAGUUUGAUGUGGAGGUGUUGAAGCAGCUAAAGAAACUGCUGCCUGAGAAGCAUGAGAUCGAGAACCUGAAGACCUUCCAGGGAGAAAAGAUCAAGUUGGCAAAUGUGGAUCGUUUCUACACCUCACUGAUGGCCAUUCCAUGCUACCAGUUGAGGAUUGAGUGUAUGCUGCUGUGUGAGGAGACCUCCUCUGUUCUGGACAUGCUCAGACCCAAGGCCAAGCUGGUGGAGGAUGCCUGCCAGUCUCUUCGUGAAAGCACUCGCAUGCCCAGUUUCUGCAGGCUCAUCCUCAAUGUGGGGAACUUCCUCAACUAUGGAAGCCACACAGGAAACGCAGAGGGAUUCAAGAUCAGCUCUCUCCUGAAGCUAACCGAAACCAAAGCUAACAAGAGCCGCAUCACACUUCUUCAUCAUAUUCUUGAGGAAGCAGAGCUUAACCACCCAGACCUUUUGGCCUUGCCAGAUGAUAUUGAGAUCUGUGAGAAAGCAGCUGGGGUCAACAUGGACUCGACCCAGGCAGAAACCAGUGCCUUGGUGAAGCGACUGAAGGAAACGUCCAAGAAAGUGUCAGACUCCAUCGACGACGUGAAGCAGCAGUACACCAAAAUAAUAGAGGAGAGCCUGGAGGCAUGCCAAACUCUAGAGGAACAGUUCUAUGAGAUAGACAAGAGGAAGUGUGAGCUGGCCCUGUACUUGUGUGAGGACAGCAGCCAGCUCUCUCUGGAGGACCUGUUUGGAACCAUCAAGACAUUCCGCGGCCUAUUUAUCAGGGCCAUGAAGGAAAACAAAAGCAGAAAGGAGCUGGUGGCCAAGGCCGAGAAACGCAAAAAGCAGCUGGCAGAGGAGGAAUCCAAGAGGCAGAAGGGGCAGAAUGGAAAAAUAAUAAAGAGAGGCCUACCCCCACCGGAUGAUGGCUGCAUUAUUGACCACCUGCUGGCGGACAUCAAAAAAGGGUUUAGCCUCAGGAAGACCUCGCCCAGGGUCAAAUGUACAACCUGCAGAAAGGGCCGUCACUCUCGCUUCCAGCCCCCACCAGACGAGGGAGGGAAAAACCUCCGCAGACGGAGCGAACAGCUCUACAAACCGGCCUCAAGGCAAACCAGCAUCGAGACUGAGUUCUCCCCAAGGGCUGGCUUCCAGCACUUCUCCGAAUGGAGCCUCCCUGGUAACCGACCCAGCCCUACUGGUGCGGCCGGUCCCCUCGCAGAAGGGGGAGCCUGGGUUGUCCCCAAGCGGCAAGCCCUCGUCUCGGGACUACAGCGCCUGAGCCCCAGCAUCGCACCUCCCAGAACGGCUGCACGACCGACGAUCCUGACAUCAUCCCCCCCCAGACCACACCAGCUGCCGGCCCCUCUAGCUUUACUGUCUCGGCCCAGGUGGAGGCCAGGACGGAGACGGGGGCACGAGAGGAAAGCACAGUGGAAGACCAAAGUCAAAAGGAAAAAAGUAUUUGCAAACAUUCCACCUCGGAAAGCCAGGCGGAGCCGGUCUCCGAGAGUAUCCAGGGAUACGAUGUUCCUGAUGGACCGAGGACUGAAGCUCUGUCGUCGUUCUCUGGGGCCCUGCCAGAUCCCGCUGGAGUCCCCAUCCAAACCGACUCAAAGAAAAAGCAGAAGCUCUUUAAGCGAAACAAAAAGAAGAGCCAUGAAGGGAACAAAGGAAACGGACAUGCAAAACAUAAAAAUGGCUGUGUAUUGCAGUAAGGUGAGCUCCGGAAAAGGAGAGGAAAGAGGAGGUGUUGAACCUAGGCUUGUGUACAAUAUUUUUGUAUCGACAUAUUUUGCAGUGUCCUGGAUAAUGAGACCUACACCUGGUUGGAUGGAUAUGCUCCUUGAGUGACGAAAAAAUAAAAUAAAAUAUAAUGGAAGGCUGCGCUGUUAAGCCUAAAACUAAUGUAUUUUAAUCAAGAAGCCAAAAGCGUUUGUGUAUGGAAAUAAAUAAACAUUUAACUUAUUAAAACGCUUAUGCUUUUUAAAGCAUUGCACGAUGUAAAGGCCAUAUCAGCCUUCGUUGUUCUUUUUGUAUCUUUUUCAGACGAAAAAAUCCUUAACUCUGGAAAUACGAGCGUCUUGUGCAAUUUCAUAAUAAUAAAAUAUAUGGGCUCCGUCAAAUAUGUGUGGAAUAUUAAGAUUUGUAAAACGUGAUAAUAAAGCUUAUUUGAAAAAAUUA
Gadus morhua (Atlantic cod) is the source of this 4773-nucleotide messenger RNA. RefSeq names its product inverted formin 2. Gene Ontology annotation, molecular function: small GTPase binding; actin binding. Lineage: Eukaryota; Metazoa; Chordata; Actinopteri; Gadiformes; Gadidae. Gene Ontology annotation, biological process: actin cytoskeleton organization. Bases 733 to 4443 code for a protein of 1236 amino acids. The transcript has 23 exons. The record is from RefSeq and is a predicted model, not a curated record.